This is a messenger RNA of Miniopterus natalensis, 2884 nucleotides long. It is a transcript of the gene CDIP1, whose product is annotated as cell death inducing p53 target 1. The record is from RefSeq and is a predicted model, not a curated record. Lineage: Eukaryota; Metazoa; Chordata; Mammalia; Chiroptera; Miniopteridae. Gene Ontology annotation, cellular component: cytoplasmic side of lysosomal membrane; nucleus; cytoplasmic side of late endosome membrane. Gene Ontology annotation, molecular function: zinc ion binding. Gene Ontology annotation, biological process: intrinsic apoptotic signaling pathway in response to DNA damage by p53 class mediator.
AAGCAUUUGCCUUCCCAGAGCCUCACUUGCUACCUGUCUGUGAAUGGUGAAAAGCAACACCCAGGCCAGAUGAAGACCUAUGUCCCCUGUGUGUGCCGAAAAGACUAGGGUCUCCUAAUGUUAGACUAAGUACAAAACCAUGCAGUGCAGGGUAAGGAAGUCAGUGGCAUUCUGAUUCUUUCCAUGAAGCAAUGCUGAUGUGUUUUUGGUAGCAUAAUUUUUCCAGAAGACAUUUUUCAUCACCUUUUUGGUGCUCCUGAUCUGUGGGUGCUAUGAGCCCCUGCAUGUCUGUCUUCUGGGUGAUCUAGCACCAUCUCUUUUUACCACAAGGAGGUGUCAUGAGGAUCCAGUAAAAACUGCGAACAUGCUAGGUAUGUAAUGUAUUCAGUAUGUGUUGAUUCAGUCUGAAUUCAGAUCUGUUCGUGUCUGCUUUUUCCUGCAAGGAGAACUGGAGGCCAGAGAGGGGUGCAGGGUGGUAGAGAAGCAUGGACCAGUCUCCCUGGGUGGGGUCCGAGGCGAGUCCCAACCCCUUAUUAAUUCAGGAAGAAGUAAAAUACUGUUGUCCUAGUUUGAAUUAGCAUUAAGAGCAGUAGCCUUACAGGUUACAAGUGGGGGAAACAGCAGGGAAUGAAAUUUCAUUUGCAGUUUGCACCCUCUGUAUGUGCUUUGUGCCUAUCCAACGGUGCUCUCUGUGUCAUCACAGGGGCUCCAGGAGGUAGCACAGACAGAGCUGCUGAGUGGCUUGCCCAAGGCUGCUGAAUAACAGAGAGCAGCUCUCCGGAAGCCACAGGGGCUGAGGGAAAUGUGGGCUCUCCCAGCCCCAUUGUGAGAACUGCUCCAUGGAGUUGACUGUGACUCAAGUGAGGAUUUUUGGCCAUAAACAAAAGCACUUUCAUCAAGAAGCGUGGACUGCAUCUCAGCUGAGCUCCCCAGAGCCCUGUGUGUCCGUCCAGCCAGGCCAGCACUGGAAGGAACCUCACCUGUCUACCAACUCUUGAGUACCUGGGAUUUGAGGUUCAGAAGCCUGAAGAUGUCUAAUGACCCGCCCCCUCCUUACCCUGGAGGCCCCACAGCUCCACUUCUGGAGGAGAAAAGCGGAGCUCCGCCCACCCCAGGCCGAUCCUCCCCUGCUGUGAUGCAGCCCCCACCAGGCAUGUCGCUGCCUCCUGCAGACAUUGGCCCCCCACCUUAUGAACCGCCAGGUCACCCAGUGCCCCAGCCCGGCUUCAUCCCCCCACAUGUGAAUGCAGAUGGCGCCUACAUGCCUCCAGAUUUCUACCCUCCUCCAGGCCCCCAUCCAUCCAUGGGCUACUACCCACCAGGGCCCUACCCACCAGGGCCCUACCCUGGCCCUGGGGGUCACACAGCCACAGUCCUGGUCCCUUCAGGUGCUUCCUCCACAGUGACCGUGCUGCAGGGAGAGAUCUUUGAAGGCGCACCUGUACAGACGGUGUGUCCCCAGUGCCAGCAGGCCAUCAUCACCAAGAUCUCCUAUGAGAUUGGCCUGAUGAACUUCGUGCUGGGCUUCUUUUGCUGCUUCAUGGGGUGUGACCUGGGCUGCUGCUUGAUCCCUUGCCUCAUCAACGAUUUCAAGGAUGUGAUGCACACAUGCCCCAAUUGCAAAGCCUACAUCUACACGUACAAGCGCCUAUGCUAAUGGAGACUGGACUGGACUCCCCGCUGUCAGUCUGGACCCCUGUGCUUUGCUCCCCAUGCUCAGUGGCUCAUGGCCCCACUCCCACUUGGGGGUGGACGCUGUUUCACUGGUCCCCUGGAACUCUUAUUGUCUUUGCCUUGCCCUUCCCUAAGCAUCUGACUCUUCCAGCAAAAAUUCUGUUGGGUUUAAGGCCAAGGGUCAGCGAGUGGCAGGGAGCUGGCACUGAGCAUGUAUGUUGCUGGUUUGCUUGGUGUUUGAUUAGAAAGAUAAACUGGGAAGGGUCUCCCUGCUGGAGUCUCACUCCUCCAUUUUUGUAUGAAGUAUUAGUUUGGUCCUGAUUCUCCCUGGGACCAAAAGCAGCCAGAGCAAUGGUUGGUUUUCCAGACCUGGGCCUACAGUGGGGCUGUGCCUGUAGCCACAGUUUCUGAUCUGCUGGGCCAAGAGUGGGGACAUGAAUCCAAACAGGACAGGAUCAUAAGGCCAGUGUUUGUUUCUGGAGUGACAGAGGUAGACAUGACUGUCAAGGAAUGAUUCUGGCCCUCAGAACUCUCAGGAACUCAACACCUUGUCCAAGUGCCCAGAAGUCACCUGGAAUAAGAGAGAGGUCAGCACAACUGCAGUUCAUGGGAUAAGUGAUUGGGCCCAGGCUCACCAAAGGACUUGCCUCUGGCCCCUGCCUAGCUCCCUUUCUGGCAAUGCCUCCGUGAACGUCUCUUUACUGGUGCCAGAAGGAAUGUCCAGGAAUCUAGCCCCUCUGUCCAUAUCAUGUCCUUGCUGCGUGUGGGCAUGACCUCUGCCUGGCGGCUGGUGUAUCCCAGUUGGGACCAGAGAUGGCAGAUAGGGCCUCUCCCUGCAGGCACUCAAGAUUUACAGUGCUCUCUCCAUGGAUCCUCUUCUAGUGAAUGCUGGGCCCUUCAUCCAGGUUGACUGACUGUCACUGUGCUUGCUUCAGGCACUACAGCAGGAGCGAAUGUAGCACUGGAUUGGGGACCAGGAAAGAGCAACCACAGUGGCCGAAGUACCCUGGUGGACUACCCCUGCCCUGGGCCUGAGGCCAUGCUGUCUUUAUUUUCUGAAUGGUUUGUGAACUUGCUCCUGUGGACUGCUAUACCCUGUUGCCACCCCUCUCUCCUGGUCUCACACUGCCACUGCAUGGCCUUCUCUCACUGUGAAUUGUGGCCGGUCUGUUUGUAGUUUCUCAUUAAAUUGGUCCUUUCACUCCCCUGC